Molecule: messenger RNA, 2346 nt
Organism: Haemonchus placei
Lineage: Eukaryota; Metazoa; Nematoda; Chromadorea; Rhabditida; Trichostrongylidae
Source: the annotation of a GenBank genome assembly
AUGGCUCGAAAUGAGUCUUCAUCUCAGCCGAGUAGCUCGAGUAACACUCAGGCCUUACAGAAUGGUGUUCCCAAGCAAGUUAAAAUUUCAGUAAAAGUAAUCUCUGCAAAACUCAAUGUUACGGGUGGUUUUUUGAGUAAACCUGCCGAUUCCUAUGUCGAAGUGUCCGUCGAGGGCAGUCAAAAUAGCAAGAAGACUUCCGUCAAGAAGAAAAGCAACAAUCCAGAAUGGGAUGAGACACUUUCUCUUCCAGUGACGGAUUCUUCCGUUCUUCUCUUCCGUGUAUAUAGUCGAGCAAAACUUUUCGACGACCCUCUGAUCGCUCAGGCGCAGAUGAAAAUCGCAGCAAUACCGAAGCUGGAUUCUGGGGAAUUUAAUCCUACAGCAAUCUCCAUACAGCUUAAUGGAAAGGACAAUAAUAAAGUUGGGACAUUGAAAGUUGCAUUUUCUGGUAUGGAGAGAAGCCGAAGAAUCGUUGGUUCAAAUGGGCGCUUGGCUGAAACUGUUGACGGCGAGGCUUCUACAUCUUCGGGGGUGAUGGCUCGACGCACUUCGGUGAAGAAUCGUGAUACAAUCGCGCAAUCUCAGCAGCUUCAUUUUCAGCCAGCCGCAGUAGAGGAGCGUCUUCCAGAUGGUUGGGAAAUGCGUUACGACCAAUAUGGACGUAAAUACUACGUGGAUCACACGACAAAAAGCACUACAUGGGAACGACCAUCUACUCAACCGCUGCCUUCAGGAUGGGAGAUGCGAAGGGAUCCGCGUGGUCGAGUGUAUUAUGUUGAUCAUAACACUCGAACAACAACAUGGCAGAGGCCGACGGCGGACAUGAUCGAAGCUCAUGAGCAGUGGCAAUCGGGAAGGGAUCAGGCAAUGCAUCAGUGGGAACAGCGUUUUCUGCUUCAGGCCAAUUCCUUAACAGCCAGUGACGAUCCUCUUGGACCAUUGCCGGACGGUUGGGAAAAACGGGAAGAUCCUAAAACAAGGAGAGUUUACUUCGUAAAUCACGUGAACAGAACGACUCAAUGGGAGGAUCCUCGGACUCAAGGAGUAUCGGAUCAACCUCUCCCCGAUGGAUGGGAGAUGCGUUUCACCGAGCAAGGUGUACCGUUUUUCAUUGAUCAUUCCACUAAAACCACAACCUACAAUGAUCCACGUACCGGAAAACCUGUUGGGCCGAUGGGUGUGUUUGGAGUAUCGAUGUCAUAUGAAAGAACAUUUCGGUGGAAAAUCGCUCAGUUUCGCUAUUUGUGCUUGUCCAAUAGUGUACCGAACCAUGUGAAGAUAACAGUAUCUCGCACCAAUGUUUUCGAGGAUUCAUAUCAAGAAAUUAUGCGUAAAAAUGCUGUUGAUUUGAGACGCAGACUGUACAUACAGUUCAGAGGAGAGGAAGGAUUGGAUUAUGGAGGAGUUGCUAGAGAGUGGUUUUUCCUGCUAUCGCAUGAAGUAUUGAAUCCUAUGUACUGCCUGUUUAUGUACGCUGGUAACAGCAACUAUAGCCUUCAAAUCAACCCGGCUUCAUUUGUUAAUCCCGACCAUUUGAAAUACUUCGAAUACAUAGGAAGGUUCAUUGCUAUGGCACUUUUCCAUGGCAAAUUCAUCUACUCAGGCUUUACCAUGCCGUUCUACAAAAAGAUGCUCAGCAAGAAAAUCGCCUUGAAAGACAUUGAGCAGGUUGACACGGAAUUUUAUAAUUCAGUUAUGUGGAUCAAAGACAAUAAUAUCGAUGAGUGCCAAAUGGAGCUAUAUUUCGUUGCGGAUUAUGAGCUGCUUGGCGAAUUGAAAACCCAUGAGCUGAAGCCAGGUGGAACAGAUAUUGCUGUGACCGAAGCGAACAAGCUUGAGUACAUCUCGCUUUUGGUAGAAUGGCGUUUUAAUAGAGGCGUGGAACAGCAGACGAAGGCUUUCUUCACCGGCUUCAAUUCGGUAUUCCCCCUAGAGUGGUUACAGUACUUUGAUGAGAGGGAAUUGGAGCUGUUGCUGUGCGGCAUGCAAGAUGUCGAUGUCGAUGACUGGCAGCGGAACACAGUAUAUCGUCACUAUGCGCCGCAAAGCAAGCAAGUUGUUUGGUUCUGGCAGUGGGUCAGAAAUCUUGACCAGGAGAAGCGUGCACGACUUUUGCAAUUUGUUACUGGCACUUGUCGUGUGCCAGUCGGUGGUUUCUCAGAGUUAAUGGGUAGCACUGGGCCGCAGUUGUUCUGUAUUGAGCGAGUCGGUAAAGAGAACUGGCUUCCACGAUCGCAUACUUGUUUUAAUCGUCUCGAUUUGCCACCGUAUAGGAGUUAUGAGCAGUUGUCUGAAAAGCUGAACAUGGCAAUUGAAAUGACAGAAGGUUUCGGGAAUGAGUAA